AUGACGACGUUUAUAACCAAAAAAGUUUUGAAUCUCAAUAAAUUUAUUAAUCAUGUGUACAAUUCUUCAAAACGAUUGUCUUCCCAUUUUAUUUAUCACCCAGAUAAUGAGAAACCAGUGGAAGGGAAUACCACAAAAAUGAACAUGAUGCAAGCAAUAAACAACGCCAUGGAUAUAACACUCAAAAAUGACCCAACAGCUGUGCUAUUUGGUGAAGAUGUAGGUUUUGGUGGAGUGUUCAGAUGUGCUCUAGGUUUACAGGAGAAGUAUGGCAGAGAUAGAGUUUUCAACACACCAUUAUGUGAACAAGGCAUUGCUGGGUUCGGUAUCGGGAUGGCCACAGCCGGAGCUACCGCCAUAGCCGAAAUACAGUUUGCUGAUUAUAUUUUUCCAGCUUUUGAUCAGUUAGUGAACGAAGCAGCCAAGUACCGCUACCGGUCAGGCGGUCAGUUCUCGUGCGGCGCGCUGACCGUGCGCUCGCCGUGCGGCGCCGUCGGCCACGGCGCCCUCUACCACUCGCAGAGCCCCGAGGCUUUCUUUGCUCACGCACCUGGGAUUAAGAUAGUAGUACCGAGGGGGGCCAUAACCGCCAAAGGUCUUUUGCUUUCAUGUAUACAAGACAGAGAUCCGUGCUUAUUUUUAGAACCUAAAAUCUUAUACCGUUCAGCGACUGAAGAAGUUCCAGUGGAUAGUUAUACUUUGCCUAUUGGUAAAGCGCAGAUUUUGAGAGAAGGUGACGCGGCGACGCUGGUAGCGUGGGGCACACAAGUGCACGUACUGUUGGAGGUGUCGCAGCUGGCGCGCGAGCAGCUCGGCGUGCGCUGCGAGGUCAUCGACCUCAUGUCCAUCGCGCCGUGGGAUGCGGAGACCGUCUGCAAUUCUGUGAAGAAAACAGGCAGAUUGUUGAUAGCCCACGAGGCGCCGCUCACGUCGGGCUUCGGUGCCGAGAUCGCCGCCACCGUGCAGGAGGAAUGUUUCUUGCACUUAGAGGCGCCCGUAGCGCGAGUCGCGGGCUGGGACGCUCCAUUCCCACAUGUCUUCGAGCCCUUCUACCUGCCCGACAAAUGGCGUUGCUUGGAAGCACUCGCACAGCUUGUUAAAUAU
This is a messenger RNA of Brenthis ino (lesser marbled fritillary), 1104 nucleotides long. Lineage: Eukaryota; Metazoa; Arthropoda; Insecta; Lepidoptera; Nymphalidae. The record is from the annotation of a GenBank genome assembly.